AUGAGCGAAUGCGAGACUGAGCCACUGCUUUCACAGAGCGAAGCGAUUCAUGACACCCUUCAGAAUACUCAGAAUGCUGCUUAUCGAACGCUUCCUCUCGCUUUACUUGCCUCUCUCGGCAUGGCAGCCACCACUGCCACUACCAUUUACGCCUAUGCUGACCUCCUUUGUGAGGACCCAACCGACUGCAAAAAUGGUGAGCAAAACGCCUAUGCAGCCGUGGUCGCUAUCGCCAGUGGAAUCGCCCAUGCGAUGGCCAUUCUGAUUCUCGGGCCGAUGGAGCAACUCAUCCAGAAACAUUUACGAGCCGGCCUGUUGACCUGGAUCGUGUGUCGCGCAACCAGUGUAUUGUGCAUUGUCAUCGGAGUUUCCAUUCGUAGUGUCACCAUCGCAGUGUCAGGACGCAUUUUCGAGGGGCUUGCGUCUGACAACCUGCUUCACUUCAACCUCAACACUAUCUACGUUUCUAUAACGUCGCCAUCCUCUAGUCAAGAAACUUCACAACUUAUCGCCACUUCCCUCGGACUGUAUAUGCUAGGGACAGCUGUCGGCCCCCUUGCGGUAAGCAUCUUUCAGAGCUACACAGCAAGCUUCACCGCAGCCUUGGCCAUCUUCAGCGUAGCGCUGGUAUACCUGGUCACCUUUGUCCGUGUACCAGCUGUGCAAGCCGUGCCCCAGAUGCAAACAUAUUCCAAGAUUCCUUCAGGCCUCAAUGUCCUGCUCUCUCCACUCCGAUCAUUCCUCGACAAUCCCCGCGCCAUCCCGUAUGGCCUCUCCCUGCUGCUCUACACCACCGUCCAAGCCCAUCUCUUCCCCGCAAUCAUGGUCUUUGCAUCGGUACGGCUGCAUUUCGGCUCUUUUCAGAACGGCCUGCUUGUAACCACCGCCGCUGGAUGCGCUGCCGUGCACCUUCUACUCAAAGUGUUCAUCCUGCCCGGCGUGCGACGGCUAAGGCUGAACUCGGACAGGCUCACAGACCGCUCUGCAGUACUCGGAGCCCUAGCCAUACAGAUGCUCGCUCUGGUAGCCAUCACGCAGGUCCAGAGCGCUGGCCAACUGUACUUGGCUGUGUCAGUUGCAGCAGCUGGGUUAUCCCUGCCGGCUUUCUUCAAGAGUUAUUUCAUUUCGUUCAUGCCCGAUGCGUCUCGCGCAAUUACAGCAUUGACCUUUAUGGAGAAUUUUGGAGGUUUGAUGUCGCCGUUUGUGCUUGGGAGCUGGCAGUCUGUUGCUCCUGGACCUUCUGUAUUUGGUUUUGCAGUUGCGUUGCUGGGAGGUUGA
This is a messenger RNA of Aspergillus udagawae, 1278 nucleotides long. RefSeq lists its product as uncharacterized. NCBI's taxonomy places the organism in Eukaryota, Fungi, Ascomycota, Eurotiomycetes, Eurotiales, Aspergillaceae. Bases 1 to 1278 code for a protein of 425 amino acids. The record is from RefSeq and is a predicted model, not a curated record. The transcript is spliced from 3 exons.